Colletotrichum spaethianum is the source of this 1773-nucleotide messenger RNA. Its product is annotated as putative WD repeat-containing protein. The transcript has a single exon. Gene Ontology annotation, cellular component: nucleus; site of double-strand break. The record is from RefSeq and is a predicted model, not a curated record. Gene Ontology annotation, biological process: regulation of DNA double-strand break processing. The coding region runs from base 1 to 1773 and encodes 590 amino acids. Gene Ontology annotation, molecular function: protein binding. Lineage: Eukaryota; Fungi; Ascomycota; Sordariomycetes; Glomerellales; Glomerellaceae.
AUGAGCAGCGACGGCGAGGAUUUCGUGAUCGAAGGCCCCGAGCUGGCCGAGGACGACCCCAUGCGCGCAUUCCUCCCAGCUUCAUUUGGGAAAAAGUCAAAGGAAGCCAAUAUCGCAGCUCAGAUCGACCGGAGCCGAAGAGUGGCGGAGAAGCCCUUGGCAGGAACGCCCCACGAGGCAUCCGCAGCAGGUCCGCCAUCAGCUGUUCAGAAAGAGGAGAAGUCCGACUCAGACAAUGACAGUGAUAGCGAUGACUCCGACUCGGACGACUCUGAAGAUGGCGACGACUACCCAGUUUCGCAUGAACUGGUUUUGAAAACGCACGAAAGAGCCGUGACAACGGUCACACUGGACCCGGCUGGAGGACGACUCGUGUCGGCGUCGCUUGACUGCAAAAUCAACCUGCACGACUUCGCGUCCAUGACACCGAGCACUCUCCGAGCCUUUCGAAGCGUCGACCCAUGGGAAGCGAAGUCCUCCGCGACGAACGCCGAGUCGCACCCAAUCCACCAUGUCGAGUUCAACCCCCUCUCCGGGAGCGUCUUCCUUUGCGUUUCCGCCCACCCGCAGGCCAAGAUUAUGUCGAGGGAUGGCGACAUUGUGACCGAGUUCGUCAAAGGCGACAUGUACUUGAGGGACAUGAACAAUACCAAGGGUCACAUUUCGGAAGUUACGACGGGAACUUGGCACCCCAAUGACAGGAACCUCUGCGUCACUGCCGGAACCGAUAGCACUCUCCGAAUCUGGGACAUCAACAACAAACGCAGCCAGAGGGACGUGAUUGUCUUCAAGUCAAAAGCAGCAGGGUCUGCGGGUCGAACAAGGAUGACUGCGGUCGCAUGGGGUGCGCCGGCGCAAGGCGGCAACAACGUGCUUGUUGCCGCCGCGCUGGACGGCUCACUGGUUAUGUACAGCGGCAACAGCCCAUUCUCAAGGCCCACGGCUGAGAUUCGAGACGCCCACAAACCGGAUACCUGGACUGGAGGCGUCGAUAUCUCUUCCGACGGACGGAUGGUCGUAACGCGAGGAGGCGAUAACACGAUCAAGCUGUGGGAUACACGAAAGUUCAAGACGCCUCUUGUCACGGUGGACCAUGCGUCAACGUCGGAUCAUUUCCCGAUGAGCAACAUCAGAUACUCGCCAAACUCGACCAGCAUCCUGACGGGCUCUGCAACAGGCGAUCUGCACAUUUUGAAUCCUGGAAACCUGCGCCCCGAACAUGUUACGCCAAUCACUCCAGGCGCGCCUCUAAUCACCGUCAACUGGCAUCCCAAAAUCAACCAGAUUGUCACGGGUUCAGCAAAUGGCGAGACGCACGUGCUAUACAACCCGACCAUGUCCACUCGAGGCGCCGUCGAGGUUAUGUCGCGGGCGCCGAAGAAGCGGCACAUUGACGACGACCCCUCUCGAACGACGGACAUGUCGGUUGGCAUCUCGGGAGAUUCCAUUGUUACACCGGGCAGCGUAAUGGCUGGCAGGAGGAAUGCGGGAGUGACGGCGUCUGGCAAGUCAAAAGACCCCAGAAGACCGGCUGUCCUGGAGCAAACGCCAUUUAUGAGGAAUCAGCCCGACGAAAAGCAUAUCGCUGAGAACAUUCCCCUGGCAAAGAUGCUCCACGAAGACCCUAGGGAAGCACUACUCAAAUAUGCCGACGCUGCGCAGAAAGAUCCAAUGUUCACUGCUGCGUGGCAGAAAACGCAGCCAGUAACCCAGUACGCGGAUGUGAGCGACAACGAGGAGGAAGGUCCGGACAAGAAGAAGGUGAAGAGGUGA